UGAAUCACACUCUAUCGUAAUCUUAGGUCAAGUCUUAACUCUGAUGUGCAUAAUGGGAAGUUGGACAGUGCUGUGUGGUAUAUUUAUAAGCUGGUUUACUGUCUUUGGAAUCGACAAUCUGACAAAAAAGUAUACUGAUGAAAGUGCCAAAAUGCUAAUUUCUUUCAAACCUCUGUGGCAAAUAUUUUUUUGUAUUGUGUCGUUUUGAUUUGUAAUCAUAAAAAACAUUGUCUCAUUGAGGUCUAACUACCAAUUUGCCAAUUUUGCUAAACACGUAAAAUCAAAUUAUGUAUUGUUAAUCGAUGUAUUUUAUGAGUUACUCUUCUUUAAUUGCUGAAAUAUUACAAAAGCGACAGGUUUGCAACAGAACCCUUGUAUUGGGGUCGAAAAACGAGCAGAUGUGGCACAAUGAAUAUAGGGUCUCUCUUCCUAUUGGAUAGUUGCCUGUCUUUGUUUGGAAAUUCAAGCACCUCCUCUUAAAAAAAGUUUAUUGUGAGUAUCUAUAGGAACUUUGUGCGUGAUGUCACUGUUACCAUCUUAUUUAUUUUCCAAUGUGAUAAUAUUUGGAAUCCCCAUGCACCGCCGAAGCUGGUUUACAAAUGCAGUUAAAAGUCUUUGGAAUUUCUAACGGCGUUCGUUUGUAUUCUUAUACGAUUUGCAAGAUAAAGUGGAAACCUCUCUUUCCCUCUCAAGCGGAGUUAAACAAUGGGAUAUUUGGAGACAAGUAGAAAGCCCUCAUUGCCCGCGCUCUGUUUCUUCCUAUCUGCUUUAUAUAGCGAGUCAAGUUCCGUUGAACUUUCUUAUUCUGUGCUGGAGGAAUUAAAACCAGGGGCUUUUGUCGGGGAUAUAGCGAAAGCCUUUGGCCUGCCUGUACCAAUGCUUGUAAAUAGAAACCCUCGAGUGGUGUCGGAGUCAAAUGCCAAGUAUUUUGACGUAAACGCGAGUGGAAUUUUAAUAAUCAAAGAAACUAUGGACAGAGAACAUCUUUGUGGAUUUACGCUGACUUGUUCGCUUACUGUUCAACUUGUUCUGCAAAAUCCUUUGGAAUUACACCGUGUUGUCGUUGAGAUCGUGGAUGUGAAUGACAAUUCUCCUAUUUUUCCUUCUGGGAACAUUUCUCUGGAAGUGUCUGAGGCGGCUGCUCCAGGAUCUCGAUUUCGUUUGGACAGCGCGCAUGAUCUAGAUGUAGACAUAAACUCAUUACGUACAUACAGUCUCAGUCCCAACGACUGUUUCGUCCUGGAGGUUCAAUCAAAAAGUGAUGGCAGCAAAUUUCCCGAACUAUUAUUAGAAAAACCUCUAGACAGGGAGAAACAAUCAUCAUUCCACUUGGUGCUUGCAGCUGUGGAUGGUGGACACGCGGAAACAUCAGGCACUACUCAUGUUCUUAUUAACAUACUCGACGUUAACGACAACGCUCCUGUAUUUGACCAGCCGAUUAAAACAGUUAGUUUGCCUGAAAACUCUCCACCGGGUAUGUUACUGACUAAAGUCAAUGCAUCUGAUUCUGAUUAUGGAAUGAAUGGUGAAAUAUCGUACCUAUUUAGUAAGUACAGCUCAGAACCAGUACUUCAGCUGUUCACUGUGGAUCCAAAAAAUGGUGAAAUCCGAGUGAAAGGGCAGGUGGACCAUGAAAUGGCUGGAACUUAUGAAAUCACUGUGCAAGCCAGGGAUAGAGGAAUCCCGCCACUGGAGGGCUCCUGCAAUAUUAAGGUCAAUAUAAUGGAUGUGAACGACAACAGCCCUGAGAUAACCAUCAACUCCCUGUCUAAAGUGGUCCAGGAGGAUGUGGAUUCAGGCACUGUCGUAGCCCUGAUCGGUGUCAGGGAUGUGGAUGCUGGCAGGAACGGGCAGGUUGAUGUCCACAUCCCCCCUGGGCUGCCUUUUAGGCUGAUAUCCCCCUUCGAGGGCCACUAUACCCUGGUGACAGACGGCCCUUUGGACAGAGAGGCUGCGUCUGAAUACACCAUCACUGUGACCGCCGCUGACUCCGGCUCCCCCCCCCGCUCUGCACAGCAGUCUUUUGGGGUCUCUAUUUCAGAUGUAAAUGACAACGCCCCCCUCUUCUCCCAGUCCUCCUACUCUGUCGAUAUAUCGGAGAACAAUGCCCCUGGAGCUCUCUUGAUGACUAUGUCCGCUUUCGACCCGGACUCGGGCCAGAACGCCCGCCUCUCUUACUCCGUCCUGGGAGGUGAGGUUCAGGGUUCUCCCGUCUCCGCGUUGGUCCACAUAAACUCUGACAACGGGGGUCUGUACGCCCUGCGUUCCCUGGAACACGAGCAGACGAACGCGUUCCGGGUGGACGUGCGGGUCAGGGACGCCGGGACGCCCGUGCGGAGUUCCGACGUGAGCGUGCACGUGUUUGUGAAGGAUGAGAACGACCACCCCCCGGCCCUCGUCCACCCAGCCGCGCCCCCGGACGGUGUGCUGCAGCUGACCGUGCCCCGUUCGGCUGGCGUGGGCCACCUGAUCAACCGGGUGGUGUGCGUGGAUCCGGACAGCGGCCACAAUGCCUGGCUCUUCUACAGCCUGGCUGGGCGGGACGCUGGGCUGUUCCACGUGGGCACCCACAGCGGGGAGGUCCGAACUGCCCGUCGAUUCCAGGAGGGAGAGUCCGUGUUCGCCGUUGUCGUGGUGGUGCAGGACAAUGGCCAGCCCUCUCUGUCCGCCAGCGUGCCCGUCAACAUCACUGUGUCUGAGAACGGGGCAGACACGUCCUCUCGGCUGAUGAGCCCCGCCCCCAGCCGGCCGAGCGUGGGGUCGUCCCUCUCGCUGGCUCUGAUUGGCUGUCUGGCCUGCGUCUUCAUUGUAUGUUUGUCAGCAAUUGUUGCCAUGGCGAUGCGUUGGGUGAGAUACAGGGGUUUCCUGACUCGGCUGGGCCCGGGGAUGGCUCCUGACCCAUGCUCGUGUAAAGACCUCCAGCUCAAAACGGACGGGCCACUGAGCUACGUGGACGUGGUGGGCAGGUCUCAGAAUCUCAGCCGACCCAGCUACCCCACCUUCUCCAGCAGUGUCAGGGACUUUGUGUUCCUUAAAUCCCCUGUCUCCUACCAGAACACCCUGAGUGUCACGCUGUCCAACAAACACACUAGCAGAACAGCUAAGCAAAAACCACCCAACAAUGACUGGCGCUUUAACCAGCAGGGACAGAGGCCUGGACCCAGCGGAGCUGGUCCCCAUCCUGAGGGGGCAGGGGGUGUCAUAGCUGGAACCGGACCGUGGCCCAACCCCCCCACCGAGGCCGAGCAGCUCCAGGCACUGAUGGCUGCUGCCAACGAGGUGAGCGAGGCGACCGCCACCCUGGGGCCGCGCUACAACGCCCAGUUCCCCAUGCAGCACGUGCCCGACUACCGGCAGAACGUCUACAUCCCCGGCAGCACCGCCACCCUGACGGCCAACCCCCAGCAGGUGAUGCCCCAGCAGGCCCUGCAGGGUCCACCUCAGGCCAGGCCCCAGGCGGAUGUCCCCAAGGCCGCCCAGACCCCCGCCAGCAAGAAGAAGUCCACCAAGAAGGACAAGAAGUAAGGUUGUGCUACCACCAAGCCCCGGCGCCACGGAAACCAGAACCCUGCCCUGCCCGUACCCAGGAUCCCCUCUAAAUGGAAGCCUUGAUCUUUGUUUUUCUUAUGCCAUUCAAGCUGAUAGUCCCAAGCUAUUGGAUGUAAAGGGCGUAUGUCACUGCAAGUGCUUGUAAUGGCCAAUUGCUGUAUUUCUUGCUUGCUAUGGUCAUGACAGCUUACUUUUGGCAGAGGUUGAUGGUUUGUGUUGUAUGUGGGUUUGGUGGGGUGGGCGGGGGGGGGGGGUGGGGGAAAGAGGUGCUGUUGAUGUGUUUUGGAUCCAGAUGGAUUUCAGGGACCUGGAAUUCAUGUAGUUGAUUAUAGCUUUUAAUGAAAUACAACAACAUAACAAACCUUUCCGGUUUGCUUCAUUGAAAACUUCGAAGUUUCUCUAAAUUGCCAAGUAGUUUCUUGUUAAGGUGACACAAAUUACACUUCCUGUUUUGUUGGGGUGGGGUGGGGGCUUCUUUAGAGAUCUUGCUUUAGCUCUUUCCGGAAUUAAAUAGACAAAGACAUGUUGCAUGAUUAUUCCUUCAGAUGAAAACCCAUGAAGAUGAACUUACGUUAACAUACAUUUGAAGGAGGCUAGCUCAUCUUCAUCACGAUAUACCAAUGUCAUAAGAGAAUGCAUACUGUAGUAUUAACAAUUUUAAAUGCCUGUAAGGUUACUUUUAGGUAUAGAAUGAAUGCUGAUUUUACACUUCUAAUAAAGCUCACCAUCAAGGUCCAUCCAGCUGCUUUUGAAAAUCUGCGUCCGUGCAGGAUUUCUGCAGUUAUCUAGAUCUUUGGAGCCACGAUUGUAACCCUUUUCUAUCAUUAUCGGUAGAAUCUUAUAGUGGCGUUAAAGCUUAACUUUGUUCAUAUAAUGUAACAAUGUGAAGACAAUGAAUCAGUGUUUUCUAAACUUAUCAGCAUAAUUUAAAAGUUUCAUCAGCGUUGUUGUAACGUUGUAUCAGCGUUAUGCCAGGCUGGCCCAGUGUUCUGUGGCUCUGCACUGUGGGCCUCUAGGGCUCAUUGACAAAGUCCUGUGACCACGUCUUCUGGGUUAGCCGCGUGGUCUGGGUCAGCCAUGUGGUCUGGGUCAGCAUCAGCCACGUGGUCUGGGUCAGCCGUAGGGAGAGAAAUGAGGGGCCUGUCUCUGUCUUUCAUCUCUUCAGCUGUGACAGCCUGUCAUCCAUUCAAGUGCUGUCAUCCAUUUUGCAAUUCUCUGUCUUACUGAGAACAGAGCCCAGACCAGGUGUACCGCACAGUACAGCUCCAGCUCUGUGGGCCAUUCUGUAUGAAUAGUUCACAAGAGCAUCUGGUGAAGCCUUGUCGUGGCAUUCAGGGCCAUUUCAGGACCAUGGACAGAGACCACCUCGCUCUCCUCUCCUAGCAGCAGCCUGGGGAACCCUCAGAGAAUGUUUUCAGCCUGUCCUUCUCCCUGCCAAAUCCUCCACUGACACUCUGUCCCCAUGUAAAUAAGACAAAUAGCCAGUCUGUAUGAUGCUGAGAGGCACAUCACUCUCUCGACACAGCCACACUGCUGGCUAGUACUGGAAUGUUUUGAAUAUUUUUCAUAAAAUUAAUCAGAUGGAAAAAGCAAAAAAAAAAAAACAUGAGUUCAGAUUAAAUGUAGUGUUGUAGUGACUAAGAGUUGAGCACAGUGACUUAACCGAGCUGUAAAUAAGACAAAACCUUUCAAAAUACACGGUCGUAGCUAGAGGCUCGUGAAAUUUGUUGUGCAUAUUUUUGUGUUUUCUCUCUACUGCUUUCUUUCUUUGGUUAGUCUGAACUUUAAAGCGUAACACAUAACACCUAAAUGUCUUUAAAGUGUGAUUCCAUUUCCCUGUACCUGUCCCUGUGUUUGUGAUUUUAAUCAAUUGUUUAUGCUACUGGAAUGCCACAUUUGCUCAAAUAAAUAUAAAUACUAUAUACGUG
Molecule: messenger RNA, 5477 nt
Organism: Esox lucius (northern pike)
Lineage: Eukaryota; Metazoa; Chordata; Actinopteri; Esociformes; Esocidae
Product: protocadherin gamma-C5-like
Biological process (GO): homophilic cell-cell adhesion
Cellular component (GO): plasma membrane
Molecular function (GO): calcium ion binding
Source: RefSeq, a predicted model, not a curated record